AUGGAAUAUCCAGAUGCUGAUACGAUACGUAUACUGAUUACUACUGAUAACCAUGUUGGAUACAACGAGACUGAUCCCAUUGCUGGUGAUGAUUCUUGGAAGACUUUCCAUGAGAUAAUGAUGUUGGCCAAGAACUACAACGUUGAUAUGGUUUUACAAGGUGGUGAUCUAUUCCAUGUUAAUAAACCUUCCAAAAAAUCGUUUUACCAAGUGAUGAAAUCACUUAGAAUGGGUUGCAUGGGGGAUAAACCCUGCGAACUGGAGCUCUUAAGUGAUCCUUCACAGGUAUUCCAUUAUAACGACUUCACAGACGUCAACUAUGAGGAUCCCAAUUUCAAUGUUGCAAUUCCCGUGUUUGCCAUUGCUGGUAACCAUGAUGAUGCUACCGGAGAAAGUUUACUGUGUCCAAUGGAUCUUUUGCAAGUAAGUGGGUUGGUCAAUCAUUUUGGAAAAGUGUUGGAAGCAGAUAAAAUUACUGUGAAACCUCUUCUAUUCCAAAAGGGAAUUACUAAAUUGGCACUGUAUGGUAUGGCAUCAGUACGUGAUGAAAGAUUAUUUCGUACUUUCAAAGAGGGGAACGUAACUUUUGAAAUACCAUCAAUGAGAGAAGGUGAAUGGUUUAAUUUAAUGUGCGUUCAUCAAAAUCACACAGGCCAUACAAAUACUGCAUUUUUACCCGAACAAUUCCUACCAGAGUUUCUGGAUCUAGUUGUUUGGGGUCACGAACAUGAGUGCAUCCCCCAUUUAGUUCAUAAUCCAUCCAAACAAUUUGACGUCUUACAACCUGGUUCAUCAGUAGCUACUUCACUUUGUGAUGCAGAAGCUCAACUAAAAAAUGUAUUUAUCUUGCAACUUCGUCAUGAUCAAUCACCAGAACUCAUACCGAUUCCCUUGACUACAGUAAGAACUUUUCUAAUGAGAUCAGUUUCUUUACAAGAUGUCAAUUAUUUAAGACCUCAUGAUAAAGAAGGUAUAUCGAAAUAUCUUGCAAGCCAAGUCGAAGAACUAAUUGCUGAGGCCAAUACUGCAACCAAAGCUAAAUUAGGUGACGCUUUAGAUGAAAUGGAUGAGCAACAGUUACCUCUGCCGUUGAUCAGGUUACGUGUAGAUUACAGUGGUCCCGAUAGCGAUCAAACGACCAUUGAUUAUCAAGUGGAAAACCCAAGAAGGUUUAGUAACAGAUUUGUUGGGCGUGUAGCCAAUGGUAAUAACGUCGUUCAGUUCUACAAGAGAAGAGGAAAACAUAAUUUAUCCUCUAAAAGAGGGCCCAAUUCAGCGGUUAAUGACGCUGAUGUAGAGAGACUCAUAAAUGAACGUGGUGGUGAACUGGAGGUCAACACUUUAGUCAAUGACCUUUUACAUAAAAUGCAAUUGUCAUUACUACCAGAGGUUGGUAUGAAUGAAGCUGUCAAGAAAUUUGUUGAUAAGGACGAAAAGAGUGCUCUUAAGGAUUUUAUCGACAAAGAGAUUGAGAACGAAGUGGAUAUGCUAGUAAGUAGCGGCGGGGGGUUACAUUCUGAUAAUCCAGAACAAAUAAAGUCUUUAAUAAGACAAGUGAAAAAAGCUAAUUACGUUGUCGAUUCAUCAUCAUCACCUAACCAUGAAACACCUGUUACUGCCGUACCACCUCCACCACUAACACAUACGGAGACACGAGAACUUGAUAUUACACCUACACCAGAACUAUCAAUGCCAACCAGGAAGAGGAAAGAACUUCCUAAGAGGAAAGCGUCCCCUCCAAUUAGCGAAUCAAUUGCAAUAUCGGAUGAUGACGAAGAAGAUGGCGACGAAAUAGUCCUCUCAGAUGACGAUAAUGAAGAUAAUGGUAUGGAUACACAGAAGCAAAGAACAAGCAAAUCAAGCAAACCCAAUACAUCAAAACCCCCAUCGAGGAAAAGCAGGCAGACCACUACGGUGGGCAAAUCGAGCUCUGGAAGCAGGUCAAAAUCUACAAAAACUCCAAAAACCGAUAUUUUAAGCAGUUUGCUAGCAAGGAAAAGAAAAUAA
Messenger RNA from Zygosaccharomyces rouxii, 2007 nucleotides. RefSeq names its product MRX complex nuclease subunit (gene MRE11). Gene Ontology annotation, molecular function: DNA endonuclease activity; 3'-5'-DNA exonuclease activity; manganese ion binding. The transcript has a single exon. Gene Ontology annotation, biological process: double-strand break repair via nonhomologous end joining; double-strand break repair via homologous recombination; meiotic DNA double-strand break formation. Lineage: Eukaryota; Fungi; Ascomycota; Saccharomycetes; Saccharomycetales; Saccharomycetaceae. The coding region runs from base 1 to 2007 and encodes 668 amino acids. Gene Ontology annotation, cellular component: nucleus; Mre11 complex. The record is from RefSeq and is a predicted model, not a curated record.